Messenger RNA from Hypomesus transpacificus, 2288 nucleotides. Its product is annotated as N-formyl peptide receptor 3-like. Gene Ontology annotation, cellular component: plasma membrane. Gene Ontology annotation, molecular function: complement receptor activity; G protein-coupled receptor activity. Lineage: Eukaryota; Metazoa; Chordata; Actinopteri; Osmeriformes; Osmeridae. Gene Ontology annotation, biological process: inflammatory response; positive regulation of cytosolic calcium ion concentration; phospholipase C-activating G protein-coupled receptor signaling pathway. The record is from RefSeq and is a predicted model, not a curated record. The coding region runs from base 1095 to 2288 and encodes 397 amino acids. The transcript has 4 exons.
GAUACCAUCAGGGUUGGUUGACUUCCCUUUACCACAGAAGUUCUUGCAUUUGCAAGAUCCACAUGUGAUUCUGAGUUUCUUCAUAGUAAACUUUCUGUUUUCCGUAACUUAAAAGUUCCAGUACUAUUCUUACAAGAAUUAAUGACCAUUUGAACAUAAUAAUCUGCCAACAUUUUUGCAUUCAUCUUUUUGGCAUGUAUUUUCCAUUCCUGGGGAUGCUUUGGCCUAGAAGUAGACAUGUGGUUCCUGAUGACUGGCAGGGCUCACCUGAACUGAGUCCUCAGGCAGAGAACCAAUCACAUUUGUCCAGUUUCACCAGUUGAUAAGGUGUUAUCCUACCUCUGACAACAUAUACAUUUUCUGACUGCUCCAUUUGUGCUGGUCAAACACAUGAGUAAGCUUUUGAGAGAUGUGGAAAAGUCUGACUACCACUAUGACUGAUGAGAGACUUCCACAUGUCCAACGGCAGCUUGAAUCAGCCAUGUGAGGUACCUGUGACUGGUACGAACAGGGAAGGCUAAGGGUCUGACAAGGGCAGCGGUGUGUCCAUUGGUGUGACAUUUUUGAUAGGGGGUGGCACCAGGGGUGGCCUGCCUCUGACUGGGCAUAUAGCCAAUCAUAUAUUGGGGUGGCCAAUCAGAUUUCAGGGGUGGCCCGUGCCACCCUAUGCCACCCCCUGAACAUGCCCCUGGACAAGGGAACACUUUAAGAACAGAGUGCCAGAGAGGUAAAGCCAAAAGACCAUCGCCAUGCUUUGGAUUGUCAGCUGUCUUGCUCUAUUGGCCUCUGCACUGGGUGAGUGUUGUCAUGUUCAUAUUGUGACACAGUCGGUGGUGGAACACCUAGUCCUUGUGCCGUCAGGGGAACCAGGUUAUGACGGACACAAGCACACGUGUACAUAUACAAAUGUUGUGUGAUGUGAUGUUCUCAGCAGUUAGGGAUGGAGUGGUGGACAAGAUGCCAUGAGCUAGUUUGACUUUCAUGACAUUGGUUAAGUAGUGGUCAACCUGUCUUUUGAUGGUGUCGGUUUGGGGCCCUAGGGUGUGGAGUGCCCUCAAUCAAGCCCCAGGUGAGCGGCUACAACAAGAUUGUACAUGGAGGGAAUGCAGUAUCCGGAGGCUGGCCGUGGCAGGACACCAAUGGCUUCCACUUCUGUGGAGGAUCUCUGCUCAGCUGCUCAUUGCCGUGUCAGAAUUUGCAGUGUCUCUCUCCCUAUGUGCUGGAGCUUCUGGAGUAUCAUCUUGUCAGGCUCACAGAACAUCACCCUGAAUGUCACCCUAGGGGCAUCUGAAGGGGCAAGUCCAAACGUACACUGGCUGACGACAACAUCUCUGGUGAUCCACUAUGUGACAUUUGUGACCGGCACCAUUGGUAAUGGUCUGGUCAUCUAUGUGACAGGGUACAGGAUGACAAAAACAGUCAACUCGGUGUGGUUCCUCAACUUGGCCUGCACUGACUUCCUCCUCACAGCCUUUCGAAUCAUUAGCAUCAUUCACACGACUCGCAAUUUUGAGUGGAUCUUCGGGCCCUUUAUGUGUAAGCUGAACAGCAUGGUGAACGUGCACAACAUGUUCACCAGCAUCUUCAUCCUGGUGGCCAUCAGUGUAGACCGCUGCCUGUGCAUAUGUGUGGUAGUAUGGGCCCAGAAUAAACGCACAACACGCAAGGCUGAGUUCACAUGUGUCGGGAUCUGGCUGGUCUCUUUGAUUUGCAGCAUCCCUUACACUCUCCACCGAGAAACCAUAGUUCUCAACGACAAAACAUACUGCUGUUUAAACAUUACUCUUAAAGGACAUAAGGACCUCAUAGUGUUACGUUUUGUACUGGGAUUCCUCAUCCCUUUCGUAAUCAUCAUCGGGUCUUAUGUCGCCAUAGGAAUGCGCACCAGACGCCUCCAUAGGAAGAGAAUAGGGCCAAGGUCUCUCCGCAUCAUCUUUGCAAUCAUCCUGGCUUUCUUCAUAUGCUGGCUGCCAUUCCACGUGUUCCAGUUCAUAGACUAUUAUUGUCACGUGGUAGCAGUCAACCACACUUUCAAAUCUUUCGUGUAUGGGGGUGUUGCACUGUCCAGUAGCAUGGCAAUUUUCAACAGCUGCCUGAACCCCUUUCUUUAUGUCUUUAUGUGUGAUGACUUCCAGAGGAAGCUUCAUCAGUCUGUGUGCCUGGUCUUUGAGAGUACUUUUGCAGAGGACCUGGUCAUAUCGUCUCGCUCCCUGACAUCCCAUCUGUCCCGGACCUCGCGCAAGUCAGACUCUACUGCCCCCGAGCCAACUCAGAGAGACUGUGACUGA